Bombina bombina (fire-bellied toad) is the source of this 2347-nucleotide messenger RNA. RefSeq names its product UDP-GlcNAc:betaGal beta-1,3-N-acetylglucosaminyltransferase 9 (gene B3GNT9). Gene Ontology annotation, molecular function: hexosyltransferase activity. Lineage: Eukaryota; Metazoa; Chordata; Amphibia; Anura; Bombinatoridae. The coding region runs from base 362 to 1627 and encodes 421 amino acids. The record is from RefSeq and is a predicted model, not a curated record. The transcript has 2 exons. Gene Ontology annotation, cellular component: membrane.
GGGAGAACACAGGACAGAAAACUUACAGUGUGCCUGCUCUCUGCUCUCUGGAACACUGUCUCUUUCUCACCAGCACUGAUCUUGUGAUAUGUACUCACUCUCACGUCUUAUGCUACGGAUUGUGUGUCUUAUGUUGGAUUCUUGCUGGAUUGAAGUUCUUUAGGAAAACUAAAAGCUUCUAUGUGCCACAUAGAUGGCAGGACUGUUACUUGUUUUACAAAAAGCCUGGACACCCAUCCCCCCACACUCCCUGAAGCCUGGAAAUUUUGGAGGAGAUUCCCAUGACCCAUAAGAUGGCUUCUGAUCACACCUCGGCCUGACAAAAGGAGAAUUUAUAUCUUUAAAAAAAGUUCUGAAAAAAAUGAGAGUUCGUAUAAAGGGAGAUGCUCUUUGCACCCUUCUCUUAAUCACUGCUCUAUGUACAUUAUUCUACAGCCUGCUGAGACAAACAGAAAAGAGGGAAACAGCUUCUACAAAACAGACAAAUGAAUCUAAAACAACAAAGAAGACUAUGCACACAAAAAAAUACUUGGAGUUAGACACAAAAGCAGAUACAUCAAAGCUGCUCUCUGAGGCAUACAAUGCAGAAAUAAGUUAUGAAGAAGUAAAGCCCACCAUCAGUUCGUCACCCACACAACCACCCUUUGAUUUUCAGCAAUACCUCAGGAGUAAAGAUCAUCGUAACUUUAGCUUGUUAAUUAACCAGCCAAACAAAUGCAAGAAACCUAUGGGAGAACCCUACUUGCUCAUUGCUGUGAAAUCCAUAGUAGAAGACUUUGACAGGAGAGAAAGUGUGCGCAAAACCUGGGGAAGGGAAGGAAUGAUUAAUGGGGUGAUGGUUCAGAGAGUAUUCCUUCUUGGAACUCCAAAGAAUAAGACAACCAUAUUAUUGUGGGAAUCCCUUAUGCAUCAGGAAAGUCACUAUUACAAAGACAUCUUACUGUGGGAUUUUGUUGACACAUUCUUCAACUUGACCCUAAAAGAGAUCCACUUCCUUAGCUGGACAGAGAAGUACUGUAGGAAUGUUAAAUUUAUUUUUAAAGGUGAUGCAGAUGUUUUUGUCAAUGUAGAGAAUCUGAUUAAUUUUUUGUUGGCACAGAAUUCUACAGAGGAUUUGUUUGUUGGGGAUAUAAUAUAUCAUGCUAAGCCAAUACGAUCAAGAAAAAGUAAAUAUUAUAUUCCAGAAAACAUGUAUGGGUUAGGAAUCUACCCAGCAUAUGCUGGAGGGGGAGGAUUUUUAAUGUCUGGGACAACCAUGAAAAAGCUGGCCCAAGCCUGUACAGAGGUGGAACUUUUUCCAAUAGAUGAUGUAUUCUUGGGAAUGUGUUUACAAAGGAUUAACCUCAAGCCUGUGUUACAUGAGGGUUUCAAAACUUUUGGAAUAACAAAACCCUCAGCUGCGCCAAAUCUGCAAACAUUUGAUCCCUGCUUUUACAGGGACUUGAUGGUUGUGCAUAGCCUGAAAGCAGCAGAAAUUUGGCUUAUGUGGAAUCUUUUGCACAGCCAGCAGCUGCCUUGUUCUCAAAAGCAGCGGAUAAAGAAACCUUUUCAUUGGAAGAAGAAGAAGCAAAAACAGAUAAAGGCAGUUACAAACACACAAGCAAACAAACAUUCAAAAAGAAUAUAGAUCAUUUUAGCAGUAAUGUGACCUUUUGUUUGUUAUACACUAUUAGAAAUCAAGAAAGCAAAAUUAGUUUCUGCUCUUGCACUAAUUAGUCUUUGGGCCCAGUGAUCUAAAGCUCUGCACUUAUUUGAGAUGAUCUAAGAAGUCUCAUCAGUACUGUGAGGUCUCAAAAAUUUUUAGAAACACAAAUGUUACCUUGAUAGAGGUUUACUUCUCUAUGCAGGGUUCUAUAUGUGAAGAUAAAGAAAAUAGAGAGGCACAUUCAACUGAGACAGAACAAAAGCUGGAAAAACUUCCUUACUUGUUUAUAAGGCCAGUGCCACUCAGGGUGCAGUCUAUUUUAGCACACUAUUCCUUUCACUUUGCUUGAGUGGCACUGGCCUUAGAACAAAAUCUAGAAUAUCUUCCUUGCUUGUUUACGUCUCAGUUGAGUGCGCCUCUCUAUUUUCUUUUUCUAUAUGUGACGGACAGACUCAUAUUUUCCAAUAUAAGGUCUAAAAAAAUUCCAGAUUCUGUGUGCUUUAUCUUGACUUGUAGCUAUUUUAAAAACAUCUACAGAAAGAAGUUGAGGCUAGACUUACUUAGGCUAUGUAUAAACAACACAUCACAUCUGCUACAUUUGAAGGAAGCUUGGGAGGCAGGGCAUUUUACUAUGCUUUAUAUGGCAGUUUAGUUAUAUCAAAACAUACUGCUGAAAAUAAUAAAUAUUGAUGCACUGGCAAA